AUCUUGACGGUAGUCGGCGAGGAGAGCAAUCACGUGACUACGCAAGGCGCGCGAAAAACAAGCGACAAGUAGGAGCGGACAAGCGCAUCAGAGCAGUCAGGCUGCCGGGCACGCAGCAAGAUGGGUGACUUGGCGGCGGAAGUGGUCAGCUCGGAGUGCGCGAGGACUCCACGGGAGAUCUCUGCCAACCGCUUCGCAUCUCGACCGACUUCGACCAACAACGCAUCGAAACGGCAUGAGACCCCAUCGACUACACGCCCCAAGUCCGCUGGCGAGCAAACGGCACCGCCAGACAGUAGUACUCUAGCCUUAGCCAUGGUGGCGCGGCUCAGCAAGACGCCAGACAACUCUUCUCGUGCGAUCGCAAAGUCGGGGACAAAGCCGUCAUCCAAGCACAAGGCCACCGGUAGCACCCCUCAGACACCUCAGCAGACCGCAGAAGACCUGGACGCACCUUUUGGACAGCUCAUAUUGCUUCAAGCGGAUUAUCAGACCGAGCGCAAUCGCUUUCCCUUGACCAAGGAGACAUGCUCGUUCGGUCGCUUGGAGUCUUGCGAUGUCAGGCUACACCUCAGCAACGUCAGCAAAGUCCAUGCCGAGCUCCUCUUCACGCGAAAGAAGGAUACUUCGAUUGAGGCAGCACUUGUCGUGCACUCCGUCAACGGUCUUGUGCUCAACGGCAUCCACUGCCAACAGAAUACGGAGCAUGCGCUGUACGAUCAGGACAUAAUCGAGAUAGCCAAGCGUGUCUUCAAAUGGCAGCAACCUACAUCCAAGCCAGCCAAGAUGUGUGCGCCGCAGGUAGCCACGCCUGCAACAGUCGCGCGCAAGUUCAAGCCUCGGCCGUCUGUCAUGGACCGGGUCGUUCUCGACACGCCCUCGAGUCGGCCAAUGCCAGCGCAGAAGCCCAAUGGAGUCUUGGCAGCACCAAUACCAGCCAAGCUCUGCAAAGAUUACGAUGACGAACCUACUUCCUUGAUGCCUUGCCCGAAAGCCCUUCAGAACGACGUCAGAGUUUCUGCCCCACGGCCACGGCCUUCACGUACAAUCUCCUCGACACCAAGACGCGCGGAGAAGACUUCAAUGCCAGCAGAUGCACCGGCCGAUAUCGUCACGCCGGGCUUCAGCCAUGAAGUGUCAGUCAAAUCGAAAGAGCGUACACUCCGCAAGCGGCACAGUAUGCCUGGUCAAUGGGCAUCUCCUUCGUCUUGUUCCUCUUUCUCUGGCAGCAGCGAAGCUAUGUCGCCUCUGUCAGCUCGGCCACCAGCAUCGGCAUCGCAGAGUCCCUCCUUGCGCGUAUCUGAUUGCUCGACAUCAGACUCGCGAGUAGAUCUGACAGACAAUCUCCAGCUCGAAAGCGAGAUCGAACUCUCAUCUCUCAAUCAGAGCAGUCAGGACGUGCUCCUAUCAGUCGAUGAGUCCAUCCUCACUCAGCCAAUGCCGUCGAGCUCUGUUCUUCCCAGCUCGCUUGCAAGAGGCAGUGCACGCAAAAGCAUCAGACGAACCUCGAUGGCAGACCAAUUGGUCCAGACGCUCGAGCAAGAAAGACAGGCCGUUCAGGAUGCCCAACACUAUCCGCAUCUCGAGCAGCUCGAAAAGCAGCAUCUGAGCGCGUCUACGACCCCACCGAGCGAUCGCGAUCUGAUCCAUUUUGAUAGCACGGGCAGCGGCCAGAAGGCUCAGCCUGCGUUUUUGGUCGAUGCCAGAGUCACCGCGAAGCCUCGCAAAAGCUUCUUUUCUUUCGCGCCGGACAGUCCCACAGCAAGCCUGCUUGCGAAUCAGCGACCUCUUCAGCCUGUCCGAGCUAAAGCUCUCGUCAAGCCCGCGCCGUCUCCAGCCUUUACUGCGGUACCCCCAUUAGACCCGCCCUGCGCAUCGUCGGGCGGCGACAGCAGCAUCGCAAACAGCGACGAGGAGGUGUCUGCGCUUCUUAUCGGCCCUUGCCCUGCCACUCGCGCCCCGCCCGCAGCGCCCGCUCCCGAAAGCUCGCCUGGUAUCCUGCCUGACGCUACGCCUCGCACGCCUGCUAGCACAGGGCUAGCACAGCUGACGCCUGCUCAGUCAACGCCUCCCAAGCCUCCUUUGCCGCGACCAGCCAGUCUUCCACGUCUCAGCAGACGAUCGUCACUCCGCGAGCGUGUCAUGCUCAAGAGCGCAAUACAAGCUCAUCUCGGCGACACGCGAGAUCUCGAUGCAUUAGCAGCGCCGGCAGUUAUAGCAAGCGCACAGAAUGAUCAGGACGCGCCACAAUCUCCUGACGCCGCUUCCGCCAACGUUCCGUCUACAAGUGCGGCUGAGCCCGAGGCAUUGGAGCACAACGAUCAUUACGAGCUCGAAGUAGCACCGGAUGCUGAAAGCUCAUCUGUCUCACCAGAUCAAAGCCGUUCGCUUCGAAGCUCGAUCACGCCGCCAGACACACCGGAGCCUGUUCUGAGCUCCUCUGACCGUGCAGCGAGAGCUCUUCGUCGAACGAGCGGGCAGUGGGCUAGCCCGACGUAUCUGAACAAGGCCGUCUCGGAGAAUAUCGCAUGGACCGAGAUUGACAGCCAGUUCGAAGCGAAUCUGUUGCCCGGCUCGACAUCCGCGCUUGUCGAUGGUCACAGUGAGGAGCUGUCCGAUGAUAGUAUCUGCUUGCCUCGUCGCGAGGCUUCGCCGUCGCGCACCAUCUUACGGAAAACGCCUUCGCUUGAAGCGCUUAAGGCUGAGCAGAGAAAGCCAGCGACGCCCGUCGGUAUCAUCAGAUCAAUAAGCUCGCUUCUAUCAGCUCGUAAGACGCCCCGAGUAGGCAUGAACGCGUCUGCCAAACGCAAAGUCCAAUUCAGCGACAAGCUGCACGUUCGCGAGUUCCAGAAGAAGCUAUACGAGCACGCGGAGAAGCCGCCGAGCCCAAAGAAGAGUCGCAUCGAUCUCACGCGAUGGCGCGCUGUCGAAGAAAGCUCCUCUGAUUCUGUCGCGUCAGCAUCAUCGGAAGAGUCUUCAGAUGAGGAGCACCCUUCCGCGAAAUCUCAGUCAAUGGCGGGCACGCCUCGCAGUACGGCUGCGCCUAUGUCAGCCGUUGUCUCGACGCCCAGCUCGAUGCGAGCGCGACGGGUAGCGACUGACUGCCCGCCGAGCGCAGUCAAGGAAAUUGUCGAUGCUCAGAAAGCUCAAGCCAUGAUGGCUUUGACACCCUUGCGAGCCUCACGGAAGCCUGUCAAAGCGGCGACUGCAUCGAUCGCAGAAAACGUCGCAGGCGCACAACGCGCGAAAGCUGCUGCAGACGAUUUGCAGCGACUGUUAGCGACGCCUGUUCCUCGACUGGUCUCUCAGCCUCUGGUUUUCUUGGCGCGCAUCACGCCAAAGCCGGAAGAAGCCUCGAUAGCACUUUCGGAGCUGAAAUCUGAGAUCAGGAAGCUCGCAACAAUCGAGAGAACGAGCCCGAUCAAGUCCAGUCUGCCUACCAUUGACGCAGCGAGUCUCGUCGACGGGCUUCAUCUUUCCGCCACUCCUGCAUCCGCCACACCCAACAGUAUGACUACACCAGAUCUUCGCGGCUUGCGUCAUCUUUUCCAGCAGCAGGGUCCGUCGUCUGCUGCAACGCCUGCCGCUUUACGCGACGUCUCGAGCUUGUACAAGCUGCCGAGUAACACUUCCUUUACGCCUGAUCUCCGCGGCGUCAAGCAGCUCCUUAUGCCUGACACGCCCGCCGCGUCAUCUGCUGCUUCAGUGAGCCAGGCCAUCAAAAAUCCCGUUGAGCUGCCUGCACCGGUCAAGACGAGCCUAGCUACGCCAGCUGCAUCAGUGACGACGACAGCAACGCGAACAAAUCGCCUGCAGCCGUCUGUCAAGAUGACGAGAUCACGAUCACGCGAACAAGGCCUCAGUCAAGUGAGCGCUGUCGGCCCGGCACCUGAACCUCCUCGUUCGCGAUUGCCGAGCAGGGUUCCUCGAUCUGUACCUGUCAAGGUGCAAGUCAAAGAACCGAUCAGCAGCAAAGCGUCUAGUCUGCCUCGAACAACACGAAGUGCGACGAGCAUUCCGACUUCGUCGCUUCCUCAACCCGUCUUGCGCGCCUCGCGUCAAGUCUCGCAACCACAGCAGAAAGAGUCGGAAGCACCAAAGCUGACGAGAGGUCAACCUAAAGAGAAAGCUUUGGCCGCUCGACCUCGCUUCCGCUGAGGCCGUGCAAAGAAUGUGUUACACUCGAAUGCAUUGAGGUCGCAAAGGGUCAUACCCUACGUCGUGCAGCAUCCCUCACUGCCGCCAAACGGGUCGCGUAGCCAGCGGGCAAGACGGUUCGUCGAGAUUGACUGAGCCUGACGUCGUCUGCUGCGAAACCAGGUAUACGGAUAUUCCAGUUUCGCUCUGCUCUCUCGCUUUCAGACGGUGCGUCUGCACUUAGAGGAGAAGCAUAUGCAUACCCAGAUGAAGCUGAACGUCUCUAACUUCGAGACGAUCGGACUUGCGAUGUUUUGCGAGCUGGCAGGAGAACCGAGUGACGGAAUCGAUAAACUCAUCUGCAAUAUCCAGAAGCAGCUGUAUAGCGUAACCUAGAUGAGCAAGGGGACGAGAUAGAAGAGAUACGAUCUACUAACGUCUUCGACUGCGCUGUCGAGACUCUCGUCGGGAUCAAUACUCUCGAGCAGCUGCUGGAGCUUCCUCUUGUUGAGC
Mixia osmundae IAM 14324 is the source of this 4650-nucleotide messenger RNA. RefSeq lists its product as uncharacterized. Gene Ontology annotation, molecular function: protein binding. Lineage: Eukaryota; Fungi; Basidiomycota; Mixiomycetes; Mixiales; Mixiaceae. The transcript is spliced from 4 exons. The record is from RefSeq and is a predicted model, not a curated record. The coding region runs from base 121 to 4158 and encodes 1345 amino acids.